Molecule: messenger RNA, 1001 nt
Organism: Cornus florida
Lineage: Eukaryota; Viridiplantae; Streptophyta; Magnoliopsida; Cornales; Cornaceae
Product: reactive Intermediate Deaminase A, chloroplastic
Exons: 6
Coding region: 153-719 (188 amino acids)
Cellular component (GO): cytosol
Molecular function (GO): deaminase activity
Source: RefSeq, a predicted model, not a curated record
AAUAAUAACCUCGCUGCCAAACGAACCUCAACAAUCCCUGUUUCAACACGAUUUUUGAAGCAGCGACGACUGGAAAAAAAAUCCAAAACGACAAGUCAGUGUUACACAGCGAAGAGUUAGAGAGAGAAAGAGAGCGAGCGAGUAGAGAGAGAAUGGCGUGGAGCGCCGCCGCCCGAUCCUUCCUUACGCCACCGAUCGACAUGGGCGCAGUGCGCAACCGGGCUCCUUUCGCCGCCGGCAUAGGCUGCGUAUCGCUUGCCGGCUCGAGCUUGUGGCGGUCUUCUUCUUCCUCUCUGCCAUCGAAGCCGUUUGCUUGUUUGUCCAUUUCAACUGAUGCCAGAAUAAAGGAGGCUGUUCAAACAGACAAGGCUCCGGCCGCACUAGGACCAUAUUCUCAGGCCAUCAAAGCAAAUAAUCUUCUAUUUAUGUCUGGUGUUCUUGGUCUUGUUCCAGAGACUGGAAAGUUCGUCUCGGAUAGUGUUGAGGACCAAACAGAGCAGGUUCUCAAGAACAUGGGGGAGAUACUGAAAGCCAGUGGUGCCAGCUAUUCCUCAGUGGUUAAGACAACGAUCAUGUUGGCUGAUUUGCAAGACUUCAAGAAAGUGAAUGAAAUAUAUGCUAAAUACUUUCCAUCGCCUGCUCCAGCUCGUUCAACAUACCAAGUGGCAGCUCUACCUCUGAAUGCAAGAAUUGAAAUCGAGUGCAUUGCAGCACUCUGAUGCCUUUACCGUUGGGGGGGUCCAACUACCAGAAGUAGUGAUCUUAAUAAGGUGGGAGGUGGCUUCUUCGGGUGUUCAGCUUAUUUGAAGUUUUUUUAGUAUUUAUCGUUAGUUGUUACCGUGAUGGAAGGUUUUGAUGUUUAAAACUGAUUGAAGAAUGCGUAGUUGUUUAAUGUUCUUGUUAUUAAAGUUGUGCCUCGUCUUGUGAGGUUUGAGGAAUUAAAUCGUACUUAGUCAUGGCAGUUGCACUUGAUUUGAAUCUGAAUCUAAUGAGAUAGUUGU